UGUAAGUCAUGUCAUCAGGAGCGUCUGCUUGCAAUAAUGCUGUGGCUCUCUCUUCAUGGAUAGCUUUACAGGAGGAGUGGCACUCUCCAUCUCUUUAUGUUUCUUUCCUAGAUUUUUGACGUCUUGGAGUUGUUCUUGUUGGAUCGUAUGAUAUCUGAUGAUAGAUUCCAUCGGUCUUAGGUAAGAUCUUUAUGAACGAGAGAAUGCUUCCGGUGAAGAAUUCCGACCUCUGGCUUUUGUGAUAUUUAGUUUCUCUUGCAGGAUCAAUUCUCCAUCGACAUAACAUGGAUGUCAGUGACGAUGGCGAAGGCUCUCUCGAGGUCGGCACAACCGGCACCAUUGGCUCCCUGAUGACUCGAGAAUUAGAAUCCAUGAAGCACUCGGAACAAGCAUCUUCUUCCGCUCGAAGAAGACAACAAACAGGUCCCGUCUUCGUACCCUGCGGUGCUGCUCCUGGGAAAGCAUCGCGAAGGAGAAAUCAAGCAGAUGGAUGUGGCAGCAGCGGCAGCAGUAUCGGGCAGGGUCACUGUGCGGAUGCUCAGAAACGCCGACACAGCACACGCAAAAAUGGCCAUCGAGUUCCGAUAUUAGGGUAUGGUGACAGUCCGAUGGCUCGGAACUCUGGUACGGAUAAGGUGGAGAAGAAAGGUCAGGGUUACACUGUGGAAGUUGUCGAUCUGAAGUGCAGCAACCCGAUGAGCAACCGCCUCAAGAAGCUCAGCUUCUCCAAGCUCUCCGAAUCCAUCUCCUAGUCCUCGGGCAUGCUCAGCUUCUUCCCACUCUGUUCUCAGGUGCCUGUACAUUCAUUUUCACUCUGUGCUGUUCCACCGUAAAGACCGGAUCAGAAUCUGCCGUAAAAUUCAACUCCGAUUCGCUUUCAGCAGGCAUUAACUCGAUGUGUAAUACCCUCGAGAAAGGGAAGCUGCCCCGAGGGUGGGAGACUUUGACAAUUUGCACAGCCACCGAGGAAGAUAGAUACAAGAUUUAUGAGACGCGGAUUGGCGGUCACCAACCAAGUUGGAUAUGUCGGAUCACCGUAGCGGUCGAUCGUAAGCUUUCUAAGAUCGAUCACAUCUCUCCCUUGGCUUCCUACGCCAGGAUUCCAGGACAACAACGGUUGAUCGAGGUGCUCUUUCUCCUUUAAUUUUGCUUCCGCGGCCUCCUCCUUGCUCUCGACAUUCUCAAGCUUCUGUACAGUAAGUCGCCGCCUGAUACUUCGUAGGUCCUCCUUGCUCUUGAUUUAGGCAGUCGUAUGAUCAUAGUGUGAGAAUGGUCUAAAUACCGAAGACAUGGAAGGUCACAGAUAGCCUCUGGUAACAUCUGACCACCAUGUGGGCUGUAUGAAAAAUCCAACACUAGCAGGCUCUUGAUGUUUUCUAGGACUUGGCAGAACUGUUGCAAUUCUCUGAGCGCGGCUCGACAGUAGAUUGGUCAGCACGAUUCUAUGAUUGCUGGAGACUUUUUGAACAUUGUGCAGCAUAAUUGUAGUCCUUAUCAUAAGCAUCAUCUUUGAGUUCACCUAGCCAAUCGGUCAGUACUCGGCUCUCGAUCGGCUUCCCCUCAGCU
Messenger RNA from Musa acuminata AAA Group (dessert banana), 1566 nucleotides. RefSeq lists its product as uncharacterized. The record is from RefSeq and is a predicted model, not a curated record. NCBI's taxonomy places the organism in Eukaryota, Viridiplantae, Streptophyta, Magnoliopsida, Zingiberales, Musaceae. The transcript has 2 exons. The coding region runs from base 285 to 752 and encodes 155 amino acids.